GGGGCAAGGAGGGGGCCACGGCGUGCCCCACUCUGUUUUUUACGACACGGCUUUCUGUGUAACAUAAUAAGUAUUUAAAAAUUUUGUGAAAUGUUUCGGUGUUAUUUGUGAAAAAUUGGGAAGUAGGAAAAGUGAAUACGAGAUGCAGGGGCUCGUGAGCGAUAAGACGUUCCACUUGAAGUGGAACAACCACCUGCAGAACCUGAGCCAGCUGUUCACGACCAUCUACUCGUCGUCAGCGCUGGCAGACGUGACGCUCUCCUGCCGCGAUGGGACUCUUAAAGCGCACAAACUCGUCCUUUCAGCAUGUAGCCCUUACUUCGAACAGAUAUUCAAGGACAACCCAUGUCAGCACCCCAUCGUGAUUCUUAAAGGGAUACCCUUCUCGGAAAUAAAUCUCCUGGUUGAGUUCAUGUACAAGGGUUCAGUGGAUGUGCAAGAAUUGGAUCUUCAGUCACUGAUGCACACAGCUUCAGAACUAGAAAUUAGAGGUCUCGCUUAUGAGGCCCGUGAUAAUGCUGCGCAGCUAUUGAAUGUGAAUUUGGAAUAUCCCGCCUAUGGACAGAAUGCUGCUACCACAGCAACUGCAACUACUUCAGCAACAGUUUCCACAUCACAGACAUACCCUCAAGCUCGCACAGAUGUUGAGAGGUUGAAACAGAUUCACAUGUACCAACAGUCCAUGAUGCGAGCCGAGGAGGUUCGUCGACGGCGUCGUGAAGACAUGCCCACUACUCAGACAGCCGUGAACAACAUUCUAGCGGCGGCUGCGAGGGAAAUGGAGGAAGCGAGGCAUGCGGCGCGUACAGGAGAACGUGUCGUUGCCAGUAUACAAACUGAGCAAGAAGCAGCUGCAGCGUCAGACAUGAAACAUGAUUUAGAGAACGACAGACCGAAGAAACGCGUCUCUAUCAUGUCCCCAGACGACGAGAAGUUACGAGUCAAGAAGAAAGCUAUGACAGUUCGCUUCCAAGAAGACAAUAAGACUGAUGAACGUCCAGCUAAGAUUUUAUCUCCGGGUGCCACUAACUCAAAUCACGGCAGCAACGAAUCUAAGAUUGACGACUUGAAGGCCGGUGGUAUCAAGGUGGUCCAGCUGGCGGUUCUGCAAAAACCCACCAACAAUGAACACGACGAUUCAGACGAAAAAGGCAAACCAGGAAUGGACGACGAUGAAGAAACAGAUUCGAGCGGUUCACUAUCAGAUACAGCGGCCAACGAGUCGCAGGACGGCCGGCCACAUGUGUGCGACAUCUGCGAUGUUAGGUUCGCGCGCUCGUCGCACCUGACGCGCCACCGCCUCACGCACACGGGCGAGCGCCCCUUCACGUGCGGCGGCUGCGGGCGCUCCUUCGCGCGCUCCGACAAGCUGCGCGUGCACACCAAGAUCUGCGAGCGGGUGCAAUCAAAACAAAUAAAACUUCUCCAGGAGGACCCGACGGUGGACAUGGCCAACGAGGUGAAGCGCGAGAACAACUCGGAGGUGAUGUCGGGGAUGGUCCGCACCACGCACCGCGAGUCGGGCCACCUCGUGUUCACGGCCAGCGGGGACGUCAUGCUGCCGCCGCGCGGGCAGGUCGUGCUCAACACGACGCUGGAGCCCGUGCGCAACGAGCUGCUGGGCGGCGACCUGCUGGAGCCGCCGCGCCGCGGGCGGGGCCGGCCGCGCAAGACGCCGCUGCCGCUCACGCCCAAGGUCAAGAAGCGCCGCGGCCGCCCGCCCAAGACCUCGCUCGACAUGGAGGGCUGCGUGCUGACCAGCGGCGCCGUGGCCGGCGGGGCGCUCACGGGCCACCAGCUGCUGCUCAAGCGGAAGCGCGGACGGCCGCCGAAGAACUACUUCCUGCCGCGAUCUGGUAUGGAUAUGUCAAUACCGAUCCAGUACGGGCUAGCCGCGGAAGUGAGCAAGAUUUACGGGCGACCCAACGAAAACUACAACGCGACGAACCUGCCGUUCGGCGACUUCUCCUACCUGACCGAGAUGAUGUACAACCCGCUGGCGUACUCGUACGGCGUGACCAGCGUGGACCCCGACCGCAACGUGGACGCCGACCAGAGCGGCGCCACCGACGCGUCGCACGAGCGCACCAUCGACGUGUCGUCGUCCUCGUCCGACGACGACGACGCCAGCCGCGCCGAGCCCGACGAGCCGCCGCCCGCCGACGCGCAGGUCAUGACGGUGGGCGACUGCCAGAUCGUCAAGCUGCCGCCCGGCUGCGACGACAAGGACGACAAGCCGGACCCGGCGCCGGCCGAGCCGGGCGUGCCGGCCGCCGCGCCCAGCUCCGUCACCAUCACGCCCAUCACCACCGUGGGCGACUGCACCAUCCGGCCGGUCGAGAACACAUAAUGUGAGAACCUUAGGGUCUACCCCGUCCUCUUGAUACCCUUCAAGUGGAAAUAGAUUGAGAAAUGUGCGAAGUGAACGGACUUUUAUGUUUCGUUUGUACACUCGUAGGCCGACGGUACUGCGCCGGUCCAGCCCUUGAUACGUUUUUGUAUGACAUUCCAUAAUUUAGUUAUUGAGUAAUCGAUUAAUUGAAAUUAUUAUUUAUUAACCUAUUCGUAAAAUGUUACACUGAGUUGUGAUAAUUAAAAGCAACCGUUUGUAAUCCUUUUAGAUGGCCUAGUGGUAAGAACGCGUGAAUCUUAACCGAUGAUCGUGGGUUCAAACCCGGGCAAGCACCACUGAAUUUUCAUGUGGUUAAUUUGUGAUUAUAAUUCAUCUCGUGCUUGACGGUGAAGGAAAACAUCGUGAGGAAACCUGCAUGUGUCUAAUUUCACUGAAAUUCUGCCACAUGUGUAUUCCACCAACCCGCAUUGGAGCAGCGUGGUGGAAUAAGCUCCAAACCUUCUCCUCAAAAAGAGGUGCGGAGGCCUUUAGCCCAGCAGUGGGACAUUCACAGGCUGUUACGGUAUAUUUAAAAAAAAAACUAACAGUUCGUUCACAAACAAUUUCGAUAUGUCACUAUUACAUAAAUAAUAGUGACAUACAAUCUAUACCAGUUUCCGAUUUCGUCCAUUUUGUUCCGAACAAAAUAUCCUAUUUACGUAUAGGUACGAACGUCUUCCUGCAACGGCUCUAACGAAAUGGAUGAAACUCUUUACUAUUUGCUCUUGUACUUCUGGGGUAGACACUAAGAAAUAUUAUUAUUGUGGUAGCAUUCGUGUGGAGGGUCGGUCGGCCGUCGUCGUUUCAUAUCCCGAUGCAAUCGAUGUUCACUAGCGCUUUAAUGGAUGGUAGAUUUUUGAUUGUUAAAUAAGAAAUUGCUUGUGCCAUCAUUCUCAAGACUAUGAGUGUCUUAGGGGAAAAUAUAACGCAAUCAUGGAACAGGUGUGUGGAAUUAGAAUUAUGUCUUCCUAACUGUUUAGUGUUAAUGCUUUUUAUUGAAUAUCGCGUACACUUUACAUACUGCGGCGAUGUUCCUCGUUCAAGUCUACGUAUCAGCGGCCUAAUCGUGGUUCUGAAAUGCUACUACAAUGAUCGAAACGAAGUGAAUAAUACAAAAAAAAAACUAAGUGACUGUCGAAAAUGCAUUUAAAUUGGUGAUGUAAUUUAUUGAACAGGAGAUUUAAUUGUAAUUGCUAAAGCUUUACAAAGACAUUAGAAAACAUGGCAUCGAUGUGAUUUUUUCACAGGUAGAUAACGACGACCUAUAAUGCGACUACGUUAAGACGACAUUGGCAUAUUCGUUAAAUGUUCACGAUCACCGGUCCAGUAGCGAUCGCUAAAUGAUUGGCAAGUGACGUCACAUUACAGUCAAACGUGGUCGCAUUAUCGUUCGUCGCUCCGAUAUGUAUAAUCUGAGCCAUAUUAAACAUAGUUAUAGUUUAAGAUUUUAUAUGUAUGUAGAAGUAUUUUCCUAAUGUCACACACGUAUGCCAUGUUUUUUAAAUGUUUAAACAACAGAUAUACUCAUUCUGACACAAUCAUUAAGAACAAAUGUCACAACAAUUAACAUUUUACAUGAAAACCCGGGAAUAACUGCCACUUUACACGUAAAAUUGAUUAUUUAUAAUAAUAAAUAAUAAUUGUGAAGUAGGAAAGUGUAGUUUCCACGGACGAGUACGAGUAGUUAUCUAUUAGUGAGACUUGAAUGCAAUUGAAUAUAUAAUGAGGUUUUCAUGUACAAUGUAAUCAUAUAUAAUAAUCACUAUAGAUUUAUAAUAUUUUCCGAAACUCUACAUAGAGGAGUAAUAAAUAUUUACUAAAUAUUGUAAUGAUGGAACGUAGAUAUAUAAUAUUGUACUGUGUUGCCUUCAGCGUAUUUCGUACUUAUGUUAAGCUAGUUGCCCACUAAGCCACCGCGGUGUGUAAAGCGGUUUACAGAUCUCAGUGAGCUUGAAUUGUAAUAUCAAGCCUAAUUUUAUGAUGUGUAUACAAUAUGAUAUACGCUUACGUGGGUAGCGUUCAUAUUAAGAAUUAUAAACGGUGAUUAGUUGACGAAUGGUCGAUAUUCUGUUCCCCCUCCCCGAAAUACUGACAAAUCGUUAUUUUAGGAUCGAAAUUUUUUUAGUAGUUUUAAUAAUUAUUCAUAAGUAGCGUCUGAUUGGCUGUCUAUUAUAAUUAAUAUUCGUAAUAUAAGUUUUAAUGAGCGUGUCUAUUAAUAUCGCGGCGAUAUAUUUGUUAAUGGCGAUACAAAACCGCGUUAUAAAUAAAGACGAGAUAUUUUGGAAUUAUUUUGCUAAUAAUAAAAUAUGUUAAAAUGAAUCAAUUGAAGUAUUGGAGUUAUCGUGUAGUAAGCACACGCUGUUUCGCCUUUCCAUGUCUAAAUGUAUCAAUCUCUGUGAAUAUUAGAUCGUAGAGCGUAGUGUCUUAGACUUAAAAAAAAAAUAUAUUCUAAAUAUUAUAAACUCGGCAACACCACACGAACAAGUGAUACGAAGUUAGCUAAUUAUUUUAGCAGAACGUUUUAUGAACGUAAUAUAUAAUAACAUAUAUUUCUUUAAUCAUUUUGCUGUAAUGUGUAAUCGUAGAGUUAAUGUAACGCAGUAUGCAAUAAAGGACCCCUCGCGACAGCCUCGCCCGGGCGCCGGCUGUGAGACAGCCAACUUCGGGAUUAUCUUUAUGUUCCUUUAAUUAUAUUCGAUGUUCGUUUACGCUUCAUGUCGGUGGAAGUGUCGCAUUAUAGUGGACGUCUUCAAAGUAUUAACUCGCUACUAUGAAUAUUUUUAAGAAAUUAUUUUCUUCAAAUAUCUGUACAGUAGUAUAGUUCCUAACGUAUAAUCGAUACAAAAAAUGUAACCCUUCAACUAAUCGUAGCUGAUUAAAUAUAAUUUCUUUUAGUGUUUAAGUUUAUAUUAUGAGAUCAAAUUAUUCUUAAAUCGUAGUUCACUACUAGUGAUAUAUCGUCGAAUCGUUUUGAGGUACGCUUUCCUUAAAGUAUAUUUUAUUACGUAUUUAAUGGAAGACUGCUCUGUACCGUUUUCUAUUUAAUUUAAUCGGUUUUUUUUUAUAUAUUAUUUAAGACCGAUUCAUCGACUUACGAAUGUAAGAAGCCCAAGAGGCAUUUAUUGUCAUGAGUCUCAAACGGCAAGCUAAGAUUACUGCGUGUUAAUUUAACGAAAUGAAUCUGUAUUUUUAUAACUAAAGAUAAGUUAAUGCGAUCAUUUACUCCCAUACAAUGUGAACUUAUAUCCCACAUUUAGUAGAUUAGGUUCGAUUUUAAGUUAAAAUUACAAGGGCCCUAUUGGCUUUGUGUUGUCGUUAAGUUUAGUAUGUUCCCUUUUGCCACUUGAUUAGCAAUCAACAUCUGUUUAAUAUUAUAAAUAGUGAAACCGCAAUAUCUUAACAUUUAUAAAUAACCUAACAAACUAAAAAUAUUUAGUUGAACAUAAUUGAACAACAUUGACACAAUAGUGUCAAUGUUGUUCAAUUAUAUCAGAAAAUUAUGUCGUUUUUCAUCAAACUAUAUGACAGAAAACGUGCCUUUUUAUCUCAAUAUAUUUUAUACAGGAGAAAUUUGCGGUACACAACCGUAUUCAGGAAUAUUUGUAGAUGCGAAGAUAAGAUAUAUGAUCUUAUACAAAAGUAUUUAGGUUUUUAAGUCAAUCAGAUGUUGAUUGAUGAACAAAGGCCUUAUGGUUUGGCAAUAAUUGAAAAUAAUUAUUUAUGGAAUGUUAGAAGAGUGAUUGCCCGGUUGAUUGCAUUUAUUAUUGUUUCCCUAAUUAUAUUUUUUUAUCGUAACAUCGGCAGUGGUAUAAUCAGAUACUUAAUUGACGAAAAUCAUUUGCAUUUAUUUUUAUAUUUGCAUUCAAACAAUCAAAUUUAAUUUAAGUGCAUUUUAUAAAAAUUUUAAUUUAUUUUUUUAUGUAUUCAAAAUUUUGUUCACUGCCAGUUCAAUGAUUUAAUAAAAUAUUGAACGAUACCACUGCAUUCAAAUUAAAAACGACCUUUACAGCAAGAUUGUUUGAAUAAUAGUUUUUUAUCUCGUCAUUACUUUUUAGUAAUUUAUAUAAUAUGUAUUUUAUGUUUGAAUAACCUAAUGUUCCAUUUGACGAGAUUAAGUUACGCAAUUAAUUAUACUCGAAAUUUUUUAUAAGAAUCAAAAUUAAUGUUUUAUUCAGACAACAGAUGAAAAUUAUGUUUAGUUGUUAUGUGAAAAGAUUUUUAUAUUCUUGUAUUGUGAAAUGGCUAUCAUUUUACGUUGUGAUCAUGUGAGUGCAAAAUUUUUUUUUUUUUAAUUAUUUUAACCAGUUUCAUUGACUAUCGUCAAUACAAGGGCAGCAGAAAUAAUAAAAUGUUUAGUUCUGCAUAGUCCAAGAGCAGUAUUUUUUAGCUGUAGUCUUUAUUAUUAUAAACUUUUUUUUUAUUAUUUUAACAUUUAUGAAAUUCGAUCGUUAGUUAAUUUCUAACAAUGAAAUAUUUAAUAAAGAAAUCACAAAAU
This is a messenger RNA of Nymphalis io (European peacock), 6887 nucleotides long. RefSeq names its product zinc finger and BTB domain-containing protein 17-like. Gene Ontology annotation, molecular function: DNA binding; protein binding. Gene Ontology annotation, biological process: regulation of transcription by RNA polymerase II. Lineage: Eukaryota; Metazoa; Arthropoda; Insecta; Lepidoptera; Nymphalidae. Bases 143 to 2350 code for a protein of 735 amino acids. The record is from RefSeq and is a predicted model, not a curated record. The transcript is spliced from 12 exons. Gene Ontology annotation, cellular component: nucleus.